Molecule: messenger RNA, 1143 nt
Organism: Pneumocystis carinii B80
Lineage: Eukaryota; Fungi; Ascomycota; Pneumocystomycetes; Pneumocystales; Pneumocystaceae
Product: replication factor C subunit 4
Exons: 7
Coding region: 42-1097 (351 amino acids)
Biological process (GO): DNA repair; DNA-templated DNA replication
Cellular component (GO): nucleus; Rad17 RFC-like complex; Elg1 RFC-like complex
Molecular function (GO): DNA clamp loader activity; ATP hydrolysis activity; DNA binding
Source: RefSeq, a predicted model, not a curated record
CUUCUCGUUGCCAUAACUACCAUCCAACCUACCAAAAAAUAAUGACAAAUUCGAUUCAUGAAAAGACGGUAAAUAUGUCGUUUGAAGAGGAAAAUAAAGUGUUUAACGUAAAUCCUGACGAGGAAUUACCAUGGAUAGAAAAGUAUCGGCCGAUGUGUCUUGAAGAUAUUAUGGGAAAUGAAGAGACAAUUGAGCGUUUAAAGGUGAUUUCAGUCAAUGGAAACAUGCCACAUAUAAUGAUUUCAGGGAUGCCAGGGAUUGGAAAGACUACAUCUGUAAUCUGUCUUGCCCGUAAGAUGCUUGGAGAUGCUUUUAAUGAGGCGGUACUUGAAUUAAACGCAUCAGAUGAGCGAGGUAUUGAUGUAGUACGUAAUCGUAUCAAAGGGUUCGCACAGAAAAAAGUGAAUCUUCCUCUUGGAAAACAUAAAAUUAUUAUUUUGGAUGAAGCAGAUAGCAUGACACCAGGGGCUCAACAAGCUCUUCGAAGAAUUAUGGAAAUUUAUUCUAAUACUACACGGUUUGCUUUUAUAUGUAACCAGUCUAACAAGAUUAUUGAACCGAUACAAUCAAGAUGUGCAAUUCUUAGAUAUUCUAAAUUAAGUGAUCAGCAGAUUCUGAAAAGAUUGCUUGAAAUAUGUAAAAGUGAGAAUGUUAAAUAUAGUGAUGACGGUCUUUCUGCCCUAAUAUUUUCUUCUGAAGGAGACAUGCGCCAGGCAGUUAAUAAUCUUCAAAGUACUGUCAUGGGUUUUGGAUUUGUUAAAGGUGAAAAUGUAUUUAAAGUAGUAGAUCUACCAUCUCCUGGAGCAAUUAAAAGCAUCAUUAAUAAUUGUAAAAAAGGUGACAUUAAUGUUGCUCUUGAAACUCUUAAAGAUCUUUGGAAUAUGGGUUAUAGUGCUUUAGAUAUUAUUACAACUUUUUUUAAAGUAGUAAAAAUGAUGGACGAUCUACCUGAAUAUACAAGAUUGGAAUACAUUAAGGAAAUCGGAACAACACAUAUGAUUAUUCUUGAAGGAGUACAAACACCGUUACAAUUAUAUGGUUUAGUUGCACGUUUAACAAAAAAAAACAUGGAUCCCAAAUAUUUUAUAGUUGAUUAAGAAUUCAUUAAUAUAUAUGAUGUUUGUGUUAAUUAUAUUCUACAAA